This is a messenger RNA of Yamadazyma tenuis ATCC 10573, 1043 nucleotides long. RefSeq names its product dolichyl-phosphate beta-glucosyltransferase (gene ALG5). The record is from RefSeq and is a predicted model, not a curated record. Gene Ontology annotation, cellular component: endoplasmic reticulum membrane. NCBI's taxonomy places the organism in Eukaryota, Fungi, Ascomycota, Pichiomycetes, Serinales, Debaryomycetaceae.
GUGUAGAAACACCUGCAAAACAUCACAAUACAAACCCAAUAUGGAAACAACGACGUUGUUCCUCGUGGCAGCGGCCGUCAUCACUAUCUUGGUAAUGGUCUAUUCCACUGCAUUAUUUUUUGCCCACUCCCCGAGGCUCCCCACGCCUUCUGAGCUCAAGUAUAGAACCAAUGAUGCCAACAACCAACAUUAUGACUUGCCCACUCGAAUCGACCCAGCUGCCGAAUAUGUUGACCAUGGCGUGAAGCUCACCGUGGUGGUUCCCUGUUACAACGAAACGAAACGGUUGGGCAAUAUGUUUGAGGAAUGUGUGGAAUACUUCAAAACCCACGAUCUCACGUAUGAGAUUUUGAUAAUCGAUGAUGAGUCCAAAGAUGGAACCCCCGACUACGCGUUGCUGUUGGCCCGCAAGUACGAGUUGAAGCCUCACACCGUUAAGGUGGUGGAAUUGACGAAAAACCGUGGAAAAGGAGGUGCUGUGACUCAUGGUAUGCUUCAUGCCUCAGGUGAGUAUGUGUUAUUUGCCGAUGCUGAUGGAGCCACCAAAUUUGGUGACCUGGAGCACUUACUCGAGUACUUAAAGGCUCAUACGAAUCCAUACGGUUCUAUUGCAAUCGGCUCAAGAGCCCAUAUGGUUAAUACCGAAGCGGUUGUAAAAAGGUCGUUCAUCAGAAACUUGUUGAUGUACGGAUUACAUACGCUAGUGUAUGUGUUUGGGAUUCAUGGGGUGAAAGACACCCAGUGUGGUUUUAAGAUGUUUGACUUUAACAGUAUCAAGCGGAUUUUUCCUCAUAUGCACACAGAAAGAUGGAUAUUUGAUGUGGAAAUUCUCCUUCUUGCUUCAUACCAGGGCAUUGACAUGAAGGAACUUCCUGUCAACUGGCAAGAGAUAGACGGACUGAAAAUCGAUUUGGUCAAAGACUCUAUUAACAUGGCUAUUGAUUUGGUGGUCACCAGGGUAUCCUACAUUUUAGGUAUAUACAAACUUAACAUGAAUGGCCAUAGUAAGACUAUUUAGAGGCAAUUCAUAUUUAUUCUUUCAA